CUCUCUUUCUCUCUCUCUCCCCUCUUCCCCUCCUUUCGGAAGAGAUUAAAUGAUGACGUCACUGCGGGUCAGUUUUUUUCUCCUAAAGUUACUAUGGCGGUUCUGAAGUUUUCAAACUUUUCUUGAUUUUCUAAGUGUUUCUUCUGAUGGAGCACCUCCACGGAGCAUGGAAGACCAUCAGCAACGGGCUGGGGAUGAAGGAAUCUGCGCUGGAGAGCCCGUGUGUCUCCCCAACCGCCGGACAGGACUUCCCAUACCAGCGCCGUGCCUCUGAUGACUCCAAAAUCCCUGAUUCAAAGGCCAGCAGCACCAUCCGGGUGUACCUGCCCAACCAGCAGCGCACUGUGGUGAGUGUAAGGAAUGGUAUGACCCUCCGCAGUUGUCUAAUCAAAGCGCUGAAGGUUCGAGGUCUCCAGCCCGAGUGCUGUGCCGUCUACAAACUCCACUCAGGCCAGCGGAGUAAGAAGUCUCGUAUGGACUGGAACACAGACUCCACGUCUCUCAUCGGAGAAGAGCUCCAGGUGGAGGUUCUGGACCACGUUCCUCUGACCACCCACAACUUUGUGAGGAAAACGUUCCUGAAGCUGGCCUACUGCGACAUGUGCCAGAAGUUCCUCCUGAACGGCUUCCGUUGUCAGACAUGUGGAUAUAAAUUCCACGAGCACUGCAGCACCAAAGUUCCCAUCAUGUGUGUGGACUGGAGUAACAUCAGGCAACUUUUGUUAUUUCUGACUCCUGGUGAAAGUGGAGCUCCGUCUCUGCCUCCGAUUACAUCAAGGAGAAUGAGAGAGUCUAUGAGUCGAAUGUCCAGCAGCUCAGCACACAGAUACUCAUCUCCUCAAGCGAUUAACGACAGCACAGUGUAUCCUCCUGCAGGGGGCGCGCUCUCUCAGAGACAACGCUCCACCUCCACACCCAAUGUACAUAUGGUCAGCACCUCCCUGCCUGUGGACAGCAGCCUGAUCGAGGAUGCGAUCCGUCAUGGACACGGUUACGGAUCAGCAGGAAGUUCUCCGAACCAGAGUCCGACUGGCUGGAACCAGUCCAAAACUCCGCCCCCAGCUCAGAAAGAGAGGGCGUCGUCCUUCAGCUCUCAGGAGAAAAACAAAAUCCGUCCAAGGGAUAAGAGAGACUCGAGCUAUUACUGGGAGAUCGAAGCCAGCGAGGUCGUGUUGCACUCGAGAAUCGGCUCGGGAUCGUUCGGAACCGUGUUCAAAGGGAAAUGGCAUGGUGAUGUUGCAGUGAAGAUCUUAAAGGUCACCGAUCCCACACCGGAGCAGUUCCAGGCCUUUCGUAAUGAAGUCGCAGUUCUGCGGAAAACCCGGCACGUGAACAUCUUGCUGUUUAUGGGCUACAUGACGCAAGAUAACCUGGCCAUUGUGACGCAGUGGUGUGAGGGCAGCAGUCUGUACAAACACCUCCAUGUGCUGGAGACCAAGAUCCCCAUGGUCCAGCUGAUCGACAUCGCCAGACAGACGGCUCAGGGCAUGGACUACCUGCAUGCAAAAAACAUCAUCCACCGAGACAUGAAGUCCAACAACAUUUUCCUGCAUGAAGGCCUGACGGUGAAGAUUGGGGAUUUCGGGUUAGCCACGGUGAAGACCAGGUGGAGCGGCUCUCAUCAGGUCGAACACCCUUCAGGAUCCGUAUUAUGGAUGGCUCCCGAAGUCAUCCGAAUGAAGGACAACAAUCCGUACAGUUUCCAGUCCGACGUUUAUUCCUAUGGCAUCGUUCUGUAUGAACUGAUGACCGGAGAGCUUCCGUAUUCAGACAUCUCUAGCAGAGAUCAGAUUAUAUUCAUGGUUGGUCGAGGUUAUCUGUCUCCGGAUCUCAGUAAGCUGUAUAAGAGCUGUCCCAAAGCGAUGAAGCGCCUGGUCGCUGACUGCAUUAAAAAAUCCAAAGAAGAGAGACCGCUGUUCCCUCAGAUCCUUUCCUCCAUCGAGCUUCUGCAGCACGCUUUACCCAAAAUCAACCGCAGUGCCUCGGAGCCUUCGCUGCACAGAGCCACUCACACCGAGGACAUCAACUCCUGCACUUUAACCUCCAUGAAGCUGCCCGUCUUCUGACCUGGAGCUGAUGGAAAGCACAUGGCUUCUUCAGAUGUCUUCAUGAAGUCUAAUGAUCUCUCUCUCUCUCUCUCUCUCUCUCUCUCUCUCUCUCUCUCUCUCUCUCUCUCAGAAGGUGAAGAGAACAAGGACUUGAUAAUGCACUCAUCCAUUAGAAACUGUAUUAAUUGAAGGUGAAGAUGAAGCACAAACCAAUCAGAUGAAGUCUGGGUUUAAAACUUGUAGAUACGUCAUUGUUACAGGUCUAAGCAUUAAACCUUUAUAUGUUUACUGUUAGAUUUGACAUGAAGCUGAAAGAAGCUGCUGAUCCUGCUGCUGUUCAGCUCACCACAGACGUGUCAGGGUUUCGUUUCUUAAACUACACACAAUGUCAUGUUUAAGCUUCGCUUUGCUGCAGCAGCAGAGAAGGUGUCUGUGUCAGUCACCAUCAUUUUAGUUGAAAUCCGUGCACAAGUCUUUGACCGUCACCGUGCCUUUCACCGUGUGUGAAGUUUUAUAUGCAGGAGCGUUUAGUGUUAACGUCCUCCUGGAAACAGAUCAGUGUUCAGAGUUUUAACGAUGUUUAUUAGGACUUGAUGUUUGUGAAAUUGUUUAAAUCAGCUGUGUAUUUGAGGGUUUUAUUGCAGACUCCAGUCCAAACUGUUUAUCAAUAAGGGUUAUUUUAAUAAAAUUGAAAU
This is a messenger RNA of Hemibagrus wyckioides, 2743 nucleotides long. RefSeq names its product Raf-1 proto-oncogene, serine/threonine kinase a (gene raf1a). The transcript has 17 exons. Gene Ontology annotation, cellular component: plasma membrane; cytosol; mitochondrion. Bases 147 to 2066 code for a protein of 639 amino acids. The record is from RefSeq and is a predicted model, not a curated record. Gene Ontology annotation, molecular function: protein kinase activity; ATP binding. NCBI's taxonomy places the organism in Eukaryota, Metazoa, Chordata, Actinopteri, Siluriformes, Bagridae. Gene Ontology annotation, biological process: signal transduction; protein phosphorylation.